CUGUGAAAGUAUUGUUUGCUAUAUAUAGGGGACACAACAUUUGAUAACAUAAAAAGAACAAAAAAAAAACUACUGAGAUGGUGAACCUUUCAACAGCUCUGAAUCCAAUUCUCCAAUCCCUUUUGAAAUUCUAUGGGUUAAGAUCUCAAACCAUAGAAAUCCAAGCAGGGACAGUGGUUCACUUCUGGGCACCUAACCACAUCAUCGAAACAUACAAAAACCAAGCCAAUCAGGUUAUUAAAUCUUCCAACCAUGUUGAAAAGCCUACUCUAGUGUUUCUACACGAUUUUGCGGCCACAGGAGUUCUGACGUGGCUGCUUCAAAUCAUGGCAUUUGAGAGCACGCAUGAGGUUUUCGUGCCAGACCUUCUCUUCUUCGGCGGUUCCACCACCGACCGCACUGAGCGAUCACCGGUGUUCCAGGCCGAGUGCCUGACAAAGGGGCUUAAACUGUUGGGGGUGAAACGGUGCGCGGUGGUCGGAUGCAGCUACGGCGAAAUAGUGGGAUCGAAGAUGGCGGCCAUGGAGCCGGAGUUCGUCACAUUUUUGGUGCUGUCGAACUCCAACUUUGCCAUAACCGAGUCUCAGAGCGAAGAAGCUUUCAAUAGGGUUGGGGUCAGGUCGUGGCAGGAGUUGAUGCUCCCUGAAACCGUCGAGGGUUUGAAGAAGCUUCUUGGUGUUGUCGUUUAUAAGCGACCCUGGUUCCCGGAUUGGGCUUACAAGCACUUUUUGCAGGUCAUGUUCGAUAGUAGAAAAGAGAGAGCUGAGCUUUUGAAGGCUCUUGUAAUAAAGGACAAGGACUUUGUCAUCCCCAACAUUUCUCAGGAAAUCUAUUUUGCAUCUGGCGAGGAAGAUAAGAUUUUUACCGUUAAAAUAGUCCAGCAAACAAAAUCGUAAUAAAUACAUAAUAAUAUAUGAGCAUUUAUGACCGUAUAAAGAAUCUCCGAGUCUUUUGGGAUCCUUCACUAUACGUCAUGAUCAGGCUUCUGCGAGCUGAACACUUCCUUCGAGUUGGGUGUCGCAGAACUUAUCUGAACUGACACGGGUCGCGUUUAGAUUUUCAUGAAGGCGAUUUGGCUAUUGUGCGACUUGAACUAAGUUAUUGGCGCAAGAGGCGAUCUGGAGACUACCUGGUCGUCGUAAGGUGUCAAGUUUGACUCGAGCUGCUCACUCCAAAGCUAGCUAGAUGCUCUAUCUGUACGCUUUCUUCAUAUGCUUGUCUGCCAGCUGUACCCCGUGCUGAGGAAUUCAGCUCGUAUUUUUGAAGUACAAUAGAUAUAGUAUUAUUAUUAUUUAUGAUAUUCAAAAUACUUCUUUUAGUAUUAAUUAAUUUAAAGAAAUGUGAAUAUUUGAUAUAACAAAUAAAGGAUAAUAAAGUAAUAUAAUCCCAUAAAACUUUCACAUUGUAUA
Humulus lupulus (European hop) is the source of this 1409-nucleotide messenger RNA. RefSeq lists its product as uncharacterized. The record is from RefSeq and is a predicted model, not a curated record. The coding region runs from base 78 to 896 and encodes 272 amino acids. The transcript has 4 exons. NCBI's taxonomy places the organism in Eukaryota, Viridiplantae, Streptophyta, Magnoliopsida, Rosales, Cannabaceae.